UAUAGCGUCGUCUAUUUUUAGAAGGUACGCGAUGACGUUAUCUGUUGCUGUUCACCUGCGCCGUGGGCACGCUUGCUUAUAGAUGGAGCUUUUUUCUGGCCUAAUGGUCAUUUGAUCGCUUUGAAUGGCUUUAUGAUCCGCGCCCAAAAAGCUGUACGGAUAAGACAAGAGGCGAUAUUACCGGGGCAACACUCUUUUGGCAGCACGACUGAAAUUUUGUACGGGAAGGCGGGAACGGGAUACUUCUGAGACCGCCCCACGCGGACCGGGGUCUCGGCCAAUCCGGCACCCGACAGCGGGACGUGCCCGGGUCUGCCCGCUCCAUUUGAAUACCAUGGACGGAGGAGGCGACACGUAUUUAAAGGGACACGCAGGUGACUUCAGGUGUCGACGUUCAGCUUGGCUACGGGAAGGUCGCGCUACCACCAAACGUCGCUUUCUUCGGGAAAGACUUUCGGGGCUGCCGGGAAAAGACUGGUGUCAGCUAGUCCCGACCACAGACGAUAUCCAGGCAGAGAUAAGUGCGUUCUCUCUACUAGACAUUUAAGGCUCUUAAGGUACACGCAAGACAGUCGUCCAGUGGUCAGAGAACAGUACCGUAGUUUCAAUGUAGCGUACACUAUAAGCUAUUACAAGAAGAGCUGACCGGAUUGACAAACACGAUCAGAGGCAAGGCACAGACAGAACCCACUACUACGGAUGUCAGAAAACGUCUGAGAGUUACAAGCACUGCGGGUGAAGAUAGUUCAACAUUGUCAACACCUUAUCUACGUCAACUCUCUACUCAAAACUUAGUAGUGCCUGGGAAUCGAACUCAUAACCUUCAGCAAAACAUAAAACAUCAGAAGAGUCCUUGAGCGACCGCAGAACAACGAUUGUCAAAUUAUGGCGCCAACCGAGUACUAGAGUCAUAGAACCUGUCUGAUGACAAGUUGCGGUGACCCCUGUCAAGCACAUUCAAGAACAUCAAUACGACUGUCGAGAGACGUCGUGCUGUAUCUGUUUUACAAAAUAUUUCAUUGAGCUGAUCUUUUGAGUAGGAUCGUAGCAGUGCGGGUACAAGGAAGGCAGCGGAGACGAAAGUUCAGGCAGUGCCCUGUGCGUGUAUUGAGAGGUCGCGGAGUUACAGGUCAAGCUGGGGGCAAUUAUCUGUUGCAUUGACUGUGUCCGCUCUCCCACUGCGAGACUCGGCGUACAGGUGGACGCCAGGCAUCGGCCUCACAAGUACAAAACCUGACGACAAAACCGCCGGCCAGUUUUCGUCAGGAUCGAAAUAUUGUCGCGUUGUCAAGGAAACGAACUGUUAUCGUAUUUUGAGUCUCCGAACUGAUAGGACAACGCGGUAAGAAGACUAGGAACUUUCACACCAAAGGUAAACAAGAGGUUAUAUUCAUCCACGUUUUCACCGAGUGGAGAAGUCUAAUAUGAAUGGAAGACGUCAAUUGGCCAAUAAGCCUGCACGUUGUUUGAUGACGUAAUGUUUUUAUGGCAUGACAAACAUUUAAGAAGUAACGUGCCGUAACAGACAAGACGAGACGCUCACAAAUCGUCUUGUAGUAAAGCGUACUGUUUAGAAGGUGACGCGAGACAAAAAAGGAACGACUCGAGUGGACUGCGUCCAAUAGCGGAGAGGGGAAGUAGCGGAAGUCCACACGUGACUGUAUUUUUGUGAGAAGCAUUGUCACUCGGACGACAGGCAAGACGCCGGGUGUAGGAGAAAAGCGAGAGGACCCCGCCGGGAGAGGUACGGGGUCUCCUCGCCGGGGGAUGGCUCACAACGGGGCCGCCAGGGAAGACGGGACCAGCUUUCCUGAGGGAGCAGCCGGCGGCCAGGCAGCACAAGAACAGGCGGCCGGCUUCCACGCCAUCAACGUGCACGACGGCAACGACCUGACAACGGCCGCGGCCAGAGGCGACCUGGAAGAGGUACGGCGACUCUUAGCAGCAGGAGUCGACGUCAACGCACGGAACCAGCACGGGAUGACAGCGAUACAGGUGAUGGAGUUUGGGCAUCACAUAAUCGCAAAGGAGCUUCUUGAGAACGGGGCAGACCCGAACGUUCGCGACGUAGAGACCGGUCUGUCACCUGUCCACGACGCCGCGCGCGACGGCUGGGAAGACACCUUGAAGCUCCUGUUCGAGUACCACGCGGACUUAGACGUCAAGGACCUGCAAGACAUGACUCCGGCACACCUUGCUGCCGAGAAAGGUCACGUCAGAAUCUUAGAAUUCUUACGUGCCAAAAGUACGGACCUGUGGGCAAAAAACAGGCGAGGACAGACGCCGCGAGACCUCGCGAGAAUCCACGGGAAGACGGACGUGACCGCCUGGUUCCGAGGCAGCUUUCCCGAGCAGCACGCCGAGCAACAAGGGCAAUGACGUCACGGGAACGUUAGAACUCUUGUGAGUUUCUCAUUUACAUAUUUUUCCAAUUUCUCGCCAACCGAGGGAAGCUGCACGGCCGCUAUGUCGGGCUCUAGUUGGACCUGACACAGAACGGUCUAACCUAAGGGAGGCCAUGCCCUCCCCAAUUACAAACACAAAAUGUCGUUCACGGCUCAGCGGCUUUCAGUUGAACGUAAAUUACCUGUGAUUAGAAAGAUCUCCAACAGUCGGCAAUAUCGUAUAUUUUAGAUAUUUGUUGAGUCACAUGUUUGGUGUCCCCUCUACAGACGACAGUUUCACUUUACAGCUUAAAACUGUUUUUAGAAGAACUGACCUGCAUUUUAUCAUCAUUGUACUACAUCAGAAAAGAUGACUAUGAGGCUCUUAACAUACAGGGCCCUACAAUCACCUUGUGUGUUCAACUAGCCGUCAGUAGAUUUCAGACAGAAAACAAUAGAACGGCCAGUACAUAAUUCUGACAAAAAGAUAAUUAUGUAAGAGAAAACAAUGACUGCUGCUUUCAAUGAUACUGCCAAACUAGCAUUCGGAAUUAUUGUACAAUCGGAGACUAACACAUGUUUAACUGAAGUGUAUAGCCUACAGUCGAUAUACCGACGACGCUGUUUAGUUUACAUCCUAUUCCGCGUGUGUAGAAACAGGCUUGGAAACUCGACAUUGAAGGGAAAUGCGUCAGGAAAAAAAGUCGAUAAGAGUUGAAAAACUUGGUCUGGAUCGUUUUCCCUUCAAAUCACUGGGUCCUAGAGACGGUAUCGGGGAACGGUGGUUCUCGUUUGGUGUAGGUCACAGCGUGUCAGGUUUCCGACCGACGCUACCCUCUUGUAGGGCAUUAGAUAAUAGACACGGAGUGGCAAACUCUUGAGUUGACGCCGGAGUCAUAUUUGAAGCUGUCACAGACAGUUGAGAGGCAGGGCAAGGGCACUUCUGGUCUCAAUAUGGAUUAAGGGCCGUUGAUUGCUCCUAGCAGUGUGGGAUAUGUCAACAAUCUAAUCAGCGUUGUCGCACAGGGCUAGACAAGAGUUCGUUACUCGUACAGCUGAUUCGUACCCACCCUCCACAGUAGCACGCGUAUCAGUGUGAGAAAUCGGGCUGAACGCUUAUCAACAAGAGAAGCCACACGCCUUAUUUGGACAUGGUUACCAGUGUCUUGAUUAGCGUUGUUUAAGACUGAACAAACGAGCAGUCACAAAGAAAAGGAAACAAGUUUGUCGUUCGAGUCACAGGCAAACAAAGAACUAGCAGCUUGUGGAAGUAUUGGCGGGUUGAACAGACGCGAAAGUUGUAUCAACAGGAGAGAACACGUUAGUGCAGGACGCUGAAGUGUUGUUUUGGGAAAGUCGACCACAUCUGUUAGAAGGGCAGACAGGUAGGGGGCUGUGAGUGACAAGGGGGAGGGGAGGGUCGCGCGCCCGACACGUGUCCGGCCACUCACACCCGCUGGUAGCUGUAAACCGAGCCAGGGCGGCCAGACGGACGGCUCGCCGGCCCACGCGUCCUGUGGGGCGCCCUGGCCGAAGUUCGUGGCUUCCCUUAGCAACCGUCUCAUCCCUCCUGCUGACGUUUGUUCGCUUUCUCAGAAGUUUGUCGUUCAAACACCAGCCACGCUGUACGAAACCAGAGCUCAAAAGAUGGGCCUUACCCCACAGCCUGUAACGAAAGAGCAGGGGGGUCUUAAGAGGUUCAAAGGACCGUAAAAAGGUCAAUCAUGUGGCGACAAAGUAAACUUUCUCAAGUCUUGUCGGCGUGGCGUGUGGCAGACGUGUGUGCGGGUAGGCCGGGUCAGGUUACUCUACAGACUUCUCCACAAACGUGUUUAUCGGCAGGAAUGACCCUGCUGCCCCUGUGUUUGUAAAUCCUACCCCACUCCGACUCCGCCAACCUUUUUGUCUGAAUUAAGAACAGAAAAACAGAAGUCAGGAGGGCGGGGUUAGUGCACUACUAUAGUCCGUCUGGAGUUGUGAGGUGGGCCCCCUAGAUCGAGACCCUACCCUAGCCACCACUAGGCCUUCCUACUGGGGGUACGGGGAUCGUAGAAGUCGGCAAAAAAUCAGAAAAUUGGCCAGGGGGUCAGUCUACGCUUAUGUUCAUGUAUCCCCUCCGACCGACCAACUCCUCUGGUAGCAAAACUCCCCUGGCAAAUCCCCCCCCCCCCCUAUACUAGCCAGCGUAGUCGGUCAGGUAGAGACUAACUCUACCCAUUAACUGUUACCCUUUCAUGAAAUGAAGGUCUGUUUUCAAACAGCUUUCGCGAUUGGCCCCCGAUAACGACCGUUGUUUACCCGCGCUCCAGUGACGUCGACCUUCCCAGCCUGUUUCUCGUGUUACACGCGGAAAGUACCAGUUUCCGCCGCACAGGUCAAGUUCACCGGCACAGGGUGUCGCAAACGGCCAGUAUCAGCAACGUCAACUUCAAGGACACUUGUAGUGUUCUAAACAUCCUUUAUACUUGACAGUUAACGGCCAAAUUUUGAAAAAGUGGUUCGGCUGUGGCAUCAGUCAAAGUCAGAUCCUUAGUGAAUAGAUUUCUUGUAUAAUAUUUCACCUCUGCUGGCAGAUCGUAGGCUAUAUUAUAGAAUCAUAUGUUUAGAAUAUGACAGUUUACAGUAAAAGUCACAAUUUCUUGACAAAUGUAGCCGAGAUACUGUAAACAAAGGUCUUCUCAAUUGAUGCAAAGACGUAUUUUACAAAGAAAUCUCAAUCCUACCGACAGUUCACUGAAUUUGAGAUGGUAAGUAAGAGGGUGCUAGUAGCAUGGGCACGGAUAUCGUAUGGUACACCAACCGGAACAAUAUUUUCCCAACCGCCCACAAAGCACCGCGUAUUAAGUUAUCAUCCGGCAUUGAAAGGUUUCGGACCUCGAAAAAUCGAAUUAGGCACGCUCUAAUAAAAGGACUGACACCAUGAGUUAUGGGGCAGCCGUCUCGGUUUGAGGUAAAAUGGCUGGUCUAUGAGCCUUAAUUGAAAGUUGAUGGACUACAAAGUGCGAACUGGGACGCCGUAUUUGUUUACCUAGUCUCUUAACAAUUACCAACGUGUUCUACCGGGGCAUUUAUAUUCGUUACGGUCGGCUAUACCUACAUGGCCGGGGCUUUCAGGAUUCUUGGAUAGGAAGGCAGACUUGCUUUUUUUCUUGAUCUGUGAUUUUUUUUUGGUCACCAGUAGUGAAAUAGAAGGAUACGAUUACAAAAUCUAGUCAAGUCUGAAGAAAUUAUGAUAUAACAGUGGCAACCGGAUACAUGAGCGACAAUUUGGGAUACUGUAUGGUAGAAGCCUCAAAAUUGACGGAACAGAAACUAGAUAAGUACGUCCAUAAAAACUCCCUGCGUUUCAAGUGAACCAUUGUAUUGUUUGACCGAAGACAUUAUGUACUAGUAAUGUCUUUGGUUUGACAAAGGGUUUUUAUGUCAGACUAAUUAAGCAGAAAAUGGAAUUUAUACCGUGUCUAAUUCUUUCGUUUUCGCCAUGGUAAACCAUGAAGACUGGUUGGCAGGUGCUUUCAGUCUCACUGCCAUAUGGUUCCAAGCACUCCCCUCCCCAACCCAAAAAUACUCACCGUUUAGCCAUAGAAAAGCACAAAACCAAAACAACAUCUGUUAAGUUUGGAAAAAGCACAACACGACUCAAGUCAACCGUGACCAAGAAAAAAUCACAUCUCAAGUCUGAAAGUGGCACAAGUUCCUUAUUGCGACAACACUAGGUCUCCCUUUUUCGUACCACCCUCGUCAAUGAACUGUCUGUUUAUAUACCACUGUGUGGUUUGAUUGUUAUAUAGACAAACGGAAUAGAAUAUUACUUGUCUGUAGAAAGUACAAAACCUGAACAACCUUCCUGAUCUACAUAUGUAUACAUGUUCUAAGUAAACUCACACUGGAAAAUCUCUUGUUUUGUAAGAAUACACUUGAAAGACGAAUCCAUUCUCUCUCGUAGUGGAGGGGCGAAAUUUGCUGUGUUUGGGACGGACCAUUAUUUGCUGGGGGAGAAAAUCAUGGUUUGAUGGCACAAAAUCAACACUCAAAUUUAUCAGUGCCCUAGAAUCUUAAGGCGGCGUUAUCUAUAGCUAAAUGUUCCUCUCUGGCAAUUAAGAGAGCAAUCCUCUUCAAAACCAACCCCAACAGAUAAUGGUUUGGCCGGUGAUAGAAGCUGAACAAUGAUGAAUAUGUUAAACUUAAGGAUACAGUAAUUGUUACAUGUAUGUUAGUUGUUAAUCAAACUACAUCCAUUCCAUUCAUGGUAAUCGCUGCUUUGUUCAUAAAUCAUUGAAAUUAUGGCAUUUUGGCAAUAUGUACAGUUUCUUGUUCUUUGUUGCACUUCUUAUAUCUUGUUUAAGUUCAUCAGUCGUUUUGAUGAUGCCUUGAUAAUAUGUAUUACACCAAGCAUGCUAGACAAUUCCUUUAUUUAUAACUAUGCUCUUCAAACUACAACUGUACAUACCGUUCUCAUUCACUAUUACAUGUACUUGUAAUGUUCUGUACGAUAGUUCAAUAGAAAAUGUACAAAUGCGCCAUGUUUCGUCAUAAUUCAAAGACGUAUAUUAAUAAAUUAUUGAAUUAGAAA
Molecule: messenger RNA, 6957 nt
Organism: Branchiostoma floridae (Florida lancelet)
Lineage: Eukaryota; Metazoa; Chordata; Leptocardii; Amphioxiformes; Branchiostomatidae
Product: cyclin-dependent kinase 4 inhibitor C-like
Exons: 2
Coding region: 1768-2379 (203 amino acids)
Molecular function (GO): protein binding
Source: RefSeq, a predicted model, not a curated record